UUGUUUUCAGUCGGUAACAUACCUUAUGAAGCCACAGAGGAGAAGUUAAAAGAUAUUUUCAGUGAAGUGGGUCCAGUAUUAUCGUUCAAGCUUGUAUUUGACCGUGAGACUGGUAAGCCGAAGGGGUAUGGGUUCUGCGAAUACAAAGACCAGGAGACAGCGCUAAGUGCUAUGAGAAAUCUCAAUGGCUACGAAAUUGGAGGACGCUCCCGUGUGGACAACGCUUGUACUGAAAAAUCUAGAAUGGAGAUGCAAGCCUUGAUGCAGGGACCUCAGGUGGAGAAUCCAUAUGGUGAAGCGGUGGAGCCUGAGAAGGCUCCAGAAGCUAUUAGCAAGGCUGUUGCUACUCUUCCGCCAGAGCAAAUGUUCGAGCUGAUGAAACAGAUGAAACUUUGCAUACAGAAUAAUCCUACCGAAGCAAGGAACAUGUUGCUUCAGAACCCACAACUGGCUUAUGCAUUACUCCAAGCCCAAGUGAUCAUGAGGAUUGUGGACCCAGCUACAGCUGUUAGUAUGCUGCAUCCAAGCAAUCCGGUUCCACCAGUGUUGCAGUCUGGAGACAAGCCACAACCCAAUACUUAUGCGAAUAAUCCUCCACCAUGUAACACAACCCCUCCAUUGCUUGUUAAUCCUGUACCACCGCCCAGCCAGUAUCCACCAACUCGUCCGUCGAUGGACGUUGACUUGCGAGGAUCACGCGCGGCUGUGCCCCCGCUGCUCGACCAGGACAUGCGCAGUCUGCCGCCCGUGCACCCUCCGCACCAGACGCCACACCCUGUGCCGCCGCCGCAGCACCACGCGGCAGAACCGUGAGUGUACACCAAUACUUAAUAUUUAUAGCAUUGGCAUGCAAAAUGACACAUCUAAAAUGAGUUAAGUAUGGGAAAAGGAAAGUACAAUUGAUACCAUUAAAAGAGCCUCCUAUCUUGCUGAUAGAAUGGGCCUACAAAUAAACAAAUAAUUCACCUUAACUUAGUGUCUUCUAACUGUAAACACUGACUACAAUACAAGAAACGAGGAUAUCCACUUUCUAGUGCUGAUGGUCAGUAAGCAGUGAAUGUGGACUAUGAACCUUAACAUUCUGGGUUCAAUUCCCAAACUAGCCAUGUAACAUCUCUUAAUUUUUGACUUGAAAAACAUAUGAAAUACUUGCGAUUGAAUCAGUGUAAAAUUUGGUGAUAUCAGCUCGGCGAUAUGGAUGCAUUAAAUGUGCCUCUGCCAACCCCUUUGAAAAUAAAGACUAGUGACUUUGA
This is a messenger RNA of Manduca sexta (tobacco hornworm), 1253 nucleotides long. RefSeq names its product cleavage stimulation factor subunit 2-like. The record is from RefSeq and is a predicted model, not a curated record. NCBI's taxonomy places the organism in Eukaryota, Metazoa, Arthropoda, Insecta, Lepidoptera, Sphingidae. Gene Ontology annotation, cellular component: mRNA cleavage and polyadenylation specificity factor complex. Gene Ontology annotation, molecular function: mRNA binding.